AAAGAGUUGUAUUUUGGGAGGAAUGAGCAAAAAGGAGUAGAGAUAAUGGUAAUUACAAGCUUCUUAAGUUACGAUUAUGGAAGUGGUUCCUUUGUCGGAUGUUCAACAUGUUGAAGAAGAAGACUCUGAUUCUGCAAAGAUUUCUGGAACUGCUUUGUUCUAUGACGGACAAUCUAACAACUGCAUCGAUCGUCAACAACAACCAGCGCCGAUGGCAAAUGGUGGACUCAGUGACUUAUCGCUAAAUGUGGGGGUCGACCAAAUUAACACUAAAUGUGAUUUUCAAGGGCCUCCUGAAUUUUUGCCUGCUUCGGGGCACUGUAGUUCGGAUUCAUAUUCUAACUAUCUCAUGGAUGCUCAAAAAGCAUCUUGUGCUUCCCCUGAUUCUGAAUUUGAUGAUGCCAACACCGAUAAUUACUCCACUGAAUCCUGUUUAGCAUCUGAAAACUCUCGUAUAGUUGUUGAUACCAUUGAAGAUGAAUUAACUACCAACAGCAAGCCAGAGGAGUUGUCUGUUUCAGGGCCACACCCAAUGUGGUUGGAAGGGGAUGAAUCUGUGGCGCUUUGGGUGAAGUGGAGAGGGAAGUGGCAGGCAGGAAUUAGAUGUGCAAGGGCGGACUGGCCACUAUCUACUCUUAAAGCCAAACCUACACAUGACAGGAAGAAGUAUUUUGUGGUCUAUUUUCCACACACAAGGAACUAUUCCUGGGCAGAUGCGUUGCUUGUUCGUUCUAUUGAGGAAUUUCCUCAGCCUAUUGCUUACAAGAGCCACAAAGCUGGUUUAAAAUUGGUUGAAGAUGUAAAAGUUGCAAGGAGAUUUAUAAUGAAAAAACUUUCUGUUGGAAUGCUGAAUAUCAUAGACCAAUUUCACCUUGAGGCUCUAAUAGAGAGUGCACGUGAUGUAACGACUUGGAAGGAGUUUGCCAUGGAAGCUUCACGCUGUAAUGGUUAUUCCGAUCUUGGUAGAAUGCUCAUGAAGCUGCAGAAUAUGAUAGUGCAGUGCUUCAUAAAUUCAGAUUGGCUUCAAAAUUCUUUGCAUUCCUGGGUACAACGAUGUCAAAAUGCUCAAACUGCAGAAAUGAUUGAAAUGCUCAAGGAGGAAUUGGCUGAUGCUAUUUUGUGGGACAAAGUGAAGUCUCACGGUGAUGCACCAGUGCAGCAUACUUUCAGUUCUGUGUGGAAAACCUGGAAGCAUGAAGUUACAAAAUGGUUUUCCAUAUCUCCCACCCUUCCCAUUACGAGAGACAAAGAGCAGCAGACUGUUGAAGCUUUCUUAGCUACAGCUCUCCAAGUUAGCAGGAAGAGACCCAAGCUUGAAGUUCGUCGUGCAGAGGCACAUGCUUCACUGGUGGAAUCAAAGUGCUCAGACCAAGCUAUGGCUGUUGAUAUUGAUUCUGUUUUUUUCAAUAACCGAAACAGUUUAAAUGCUAAAUUAGCAUCUGAAUCUCACAAGGGAGAGGCAAGGGAGAUCGUUACAUCAGCAGGCUCACUCAGUACUGUACCUUGCAGGUUGACUGGGAUUGUGGUUCAAACUGGAAAUUUGGAUCUAGCCUCUUGCAAGGAUGUGGAACUGAUGCCUCGAGCUGAAGUAGUUGCAGAAAAAUCCUUAACUUACGGUAACAAAAACAGACAAUGCAUAGCUUUUAUUGAAUCCAAGGGAAGGCAGUGUGUUAGGUGGGCUAAUGAGGGUGAUGUUUACUGUUGUGUGCAUUUGUCCUCUCGUUUCACUGGCAACGCUGAUAAGAAAGAACAGACUCGUUCUGUUGAAUCACCAAUGUGCCAAGGUACUACUGUUCUUGGAAGUAGGUGCAAACAUCGAUCCCUGUUUGGCUCCUCAUUCUGUAAGAAGCACAGACCAAGGAGUGAAACAAAAACGGAGUCCACUUCCCUUGGAAAUAAGCUUAUUGAGAAGCAACAGGACAUUUAUAGUGUAGAAGACACUAGUAAUAAAGAAAAUCCCCUUGGAGUGGAUGAGGCUGACGUGAUCAAUAAUGGAAAUAGCUCAUCUGACAAGCUUGAACAUCAUGGAAAAGAUUCUAUUGCCUCAGAGCUUCGACAUUGUAUUGGGUCUUGCGAACAUAUUGACAGUAAUCCAUGUUUAGAAAGCCCAAAACGUCAUUCCUUAUAUUGUGAAAAACACCUACCUAGCUGGCUUAAACGUGCAAGAAAUGGUAAGAGUAGAGUAAUAUCGAAGGAAGUGUUCAUGGAUCUUUUAAGAGACUGUAACUCACAAGAGCCAAAAAUACAUUUGCAUCAAGCCUGUGAGCUAUUUUACAGGCUUUUCAAAAGUAUUUUAUCACUGAGGAAUCCAGUGCCUAUGGAGGUUCAAUUUCAGUGGGCACUUUCUGAAGCUUCUAAAAAUUUGGGAGUUGGGGAACAAUUUUUGAAAUUGGUAGGUCGUGAAAAGGAAAGAUUGAAAAGGAUAUGGGGAUUUGAUGCGGAAGAUGCACAACUUUCCUCGCCUUCAAUGGAAGCGGCAACUUCAGGGCCAUUAUUAACUUCAGGUAAUUGCGGUGAUGAUAUGAGUAUCAGAUGCAAAAUUUGCUCAGAAGAAUUUCUUGAUGAUCAAGCACUCAGUACUCACUUCAUGGAUGGUCAUAAAAAGGAAGCACAGUGGCUGUUCAGAGGUUAUGCUUGUGCCAUCUGCUUGGAUUCGUUCACCAAUAAGAAAGUUUUAGAAACUCAUGUGCAGGAGAGACACCAUGCACCAUUUGUUGAGCAAUGCAUGCUUCUGCAGUGUAUUCCUUGUGGCAGCCAUUUUGGGAAUACCGAACAAUUAUGGUUACAUGUAGUUACUGUUCAUCCGAUUGAUUUUAGAUUGUCAAAUUCUAGCAGGCAGCAGAAUUCUUCUUCUGGUGAGGAUUCCCCAGUCAAACCCACGCAGUGUAAUAUAGUUUCUAAGGCUAAGGACAACAAGAAUGUAGGAGGUUUACGAAAGUUUAACUGUAGGUUCUGUGGUUUAAAGUUUGAUUUACUCCCUGAUCUAGGUCGCCACCAUCAAGCUGCGCAUAUGGGGCCAGGUUUAGUGAACUCUCGACCUGCAAAGAGGGGAUUUCAUUAUUAUGCUUAUAAAUCAAAAUCUGGGAAACUUGGUCAUCCUAGAUUUAAGAAGACUAAGGCAGGUGUGUCAAAUAGGAUCAGAAACAGAACAAAAGCUAGCAUGAAAAAACAUAUACAAGCUUCAAAGUUACUAAGCACAGGAAGUAUAAAUCUUCAACCUCAUGUGUCCCAGUUAGCAAGUUCUCGUAAAUUGACCCAAGGUUCAACUGUUGCAAAGGCAUUGGUUUCUGAGAUUCAGAAAAGAAAACUAUCGCCUACCAAUAUUGACAUUUUGUCUAUUGCUCAGUCUGCCUGUUGUAAGGUCAAUUUUAAAGUCCUUCUGGAACAGAAGUUUGGAGUAUUACCUGAAUAUUUUUAUCUUAAGGCAGCUGAAUUAUGCAGGGAAAAAGGCAAAGUUAACUGGUAUAUCAAGGGAUUUGUUUGUCCUAAUGGAUGUGAGACAUUUGAGGAUCCUCUUUUGCUUGCCCAUUUGAUGCCUCAUCCAAACAGUUUUGGUGACAAUGAGAAUGCACACACUCCCGAUCCUGUGAGUAGCAAAUGGAAAAGUCAUGGAUGCAGUUAUGUCAGCGGUUCUCAUCUUUCAAGCCAGCAGUUUAGAGAAAAAGCUGUCGUUUUGUGUGAAGAUAUAAGCUUUGGCCAGGAAUUAGUUCCUGUGGUCUGUGUAGCUGAUGACUGUCAAAGGAACCCACAUCACAUGUCUCUGGCUAACUCUGGUGCUCAAAAUGUUGGAUACUCCAUGCCUUGGGAGAAUUUUACCUACAUUAAGAAACCAUUGCUUGAUAAAUCCCUCGCCAUUCAUACAGAGAGUUUGCAGUUCGGAUGUGCCUGCCCUCAUUCACUCUGUUCUUCUGAAACAUGUGAUCAUGUAUACCUCUUUAAUAGUGAUUACGAAGACCCAAAGGACAUUUAUGGGAAUCCCAUGCUUCGCAGGUUCCCCUAUGAUGAGAAUGGUCGAAUUAUUCUGGAGGAAGGUUACCUUGUCUAUGAGUGUAACGAAAUGUGCAGCUGUAGUAGAACCUGUCCAAAUAGAGUGUUGCAAAAUGGUGUUCAAGUGAAACUUGAAGUCUUCAUGACGGAGACAAAGGGAUGGGCAGUGAGGGCUGGUGAAGCAAUCCUGCGUGGUACAUUCGUCUGUGAGUAUAUUGGGGAGGUGUUGGAUGAGCAGGAAGCAAACAGGAGACGGUACAGGUAUAACAGUGAAGGCAGCUGCUAUUUCUUGGAUGUGGAUGCUCAUAUUAAUGACAUUAGCAGAUUAGUUGAAGGAUCAGCCAGAUAUAUUAUUGAUGCCACAAAUUAUGGAAAUGUUUCGAGAUUCAUAAAUCACAGUUGCUCGCCAAAUCUCGUGACUUACCAAGUUCUUGUCGAAAGCAUGGAAUAUCAACGAUCACAUAUUGGAUUGUAUGCAAACCGGGAUAUAGCUACAGGUGAAGAGCUGACAUUCAAUUACCGACGCGUACUAUUGCCCGGAGGAAAUGGCUGUGAAUCUUCAAGUUGCUGAGGCCUCAUCUGAAGAACAAGUACAGCCUAUCAUUUGAGGGAAAAAGAUCUGGAGCUUUAGAUUUUGGAACGAGAAGCAAGAGGGGUUCCGAGAGUGCAUGCCCUGCACCGUUUUAAGGUUUAUUCCCUCAUCUAGCCAAGCAACUCCCUCAGCCUGGAAACUAUACCGUUGAAAAUCAGAGGAAAAUGGCAAAACAAAUCUUCUGUAUGUAGGAACUUGUUACCGGUUGAAAAGAUGUCGAUCCCUCCAACCUUCUCUAGUUUGUAGUUUCGGAUUAUCUUACUUUCACUACUGGAUCUACUUAGUCUAGCAAAUUGUAAAUGCUUCUUUUUGGUUUUCUAAAGUUUUAAGGAAGUUUUAGGAAUAAAAAUGUUCCUUUUUUCCA
This is a messenger RNA of Benincasa hispida (wax gourd), 4943 nucleotides long. RefSeq names its product histone-lysine N-methyltransferase SUVR5 (gene SUVR5). The record is from RefSeq and is a predicted model, not a curated record. Gene Ontology annotation, cellular component: nucleus. Lineage: Eukaryota; Viridiplantae; Streptophyta; Magnoliopsida; Cucurbitales; Cucurbitaceae. Gene Ontology annotation, molecular function: protein binding; zinc ion binding; histone methyltransferase activity.